Messenger RNA from Nyctereutes procyonoides (raccoon dog), 2086 nucleotides. RefSeq names its product autophagy related 4D cysteine peptidase (gene ATG4D). The record is from RefSeq and is a predicted model, not a curated record. The transcript has 10 exons. Lineage: Eukaryota; Metazoa; Chordata; Mammalia; Carnivora; Canidae. The coding region runs from base 299 to 1720 and encodes 473 amino acids. Gene Ontology annotation, molecular function: protein-phosphatidylethanolamide deconjugating activity.
UGGCCGGGCGUGCUCGUGGGGCGCCGCGGGGAGGCGCCGCGGCCGAAGGUCCCGGCGCGGCCACCCGGAACCGGGGCCGGCGACCCAGGCUGGGGCCGGGCCGGGCGGGGCGGGGCGUCAGGCCGUGUCGCGCCCGCCUGGGCUCCCGGGGCCAGGGCCGCCAAAAUGGCGGCGGCGGCGGUGACAGCGUCCCGCGCGGGGCUCGGGGGCCUGGCCGCCGCGUCCGGGGCCGACUAGCGCCUUCCGGGCGCCGCGGCGCCCCCGCCCCGGGCCCUCGGUCCGCCCUCCCGGCGCGCUCAUGAACUCCGUGUCGCCGGCCGCCGCGCAGUACCGGAGCGGGAGCCCGGAGGACGCGCGCCGCCCCGAGGGCCGCAGGCCGCGGGGUCCCCGAGUCCCGGACCCCAACGGCCCGAGGCCCUCUGGAGCCAGCGGCCCCGCCCUUGGCUCGCCCGCGGCCGCCCCUGGGGAGCCGGACGAAGUGGACAAGUUUAAGGCGAAGUUCCUGACGGCCUGGAACAACGUCAAGUACGGUUGGGCAGUCAAAAGCCGGACCAGCUUUAGCAAGAUCUCCAGCGUCCACCUCUGUGGCCGCCGCUACCGCUUCGAGGGCGAGGGUGACAUCCAGCGUUUCCAACGGGACUUCGUGUCCCGCUUGUGGCUCACUUACCGCCGGGACUUCCCGCCCCUCGCUGGAGGCUGUCUGACCUCAGACUGUGGCUGGGGAUGCAUGCUGCGCAGCGGGCAGAUGAUGCUGGCACAGGGCCUGCUGCUGCAUUUCCUGCCCAGGGACUGGACGUGGGCUGAGGGCCCAGGCCUGGGCCCCUCUGAGCCAGCAGGGUUGGCCUCUCCCAACCGUUACCAUGGGCCUGCACGCUGGAUGCCCCCACGCUGGGCCCAAGGCACCCCAGAGCUGGAGCAGGAACGUCGACACCGGCAGAUAGUGUCCUGGUUCGCCGACCACCCCCAGGCUCCCUUUGGGCUACACCGGCUGGUGGAGCUUGGGCAGAGCUCAGGCAAGAAGGCGGGUGACUGGUAUGGGCCAUCUCUGGUGGCACACAUACUCAGGAAAGCUGUGGAGAGCUGCUCAGAGAUCACACGCCUGGUGGUGUAUGUUUCUCAGGACUGCACAGUGUACAAGGCAGACGUGGCACGCCUGGUGGCCAGGCCCGACCCCACAGCUGAGUGGAAGUCUGUGGUCAUCUUGGUGCCAGUACGGCUGGGCGGCGAGACUCUCAACCCCGUGUACGUGCCCUGCGUGAAGGAGCUCCUGCGUUCAGAGCUGUGCCUGGGCAUCAUGGGGGGCAAGCCACGGCAUUCACUGUAUUUCAUCGGCUACCAGGAUGACUUCCUGCUCUACCUGGACCCCCACUACUGCCAGCCCACUGUGGAUGUCAGUCAGGCUGACUUUCCCCUGGAGUCCUUCCACUGCACCUCACCUCGAAAGAUGGCCUUUGCCAAGAUGGACCCGAGCUGUACGGUGGGGUUCUAUGCUGGAGACCAGAAGGAGUUCGAGACACUCUGCUCAGAGCUGACCAGGGUCCUCAGCUCCUCCUCAGCGACUGAGCGCUACCCCAUGUUCACCCUGGCUGAAGGCCAUGCUCAGGACCACAGCCUGGACGACCUCUGCUCCCAGCUCUCCCAGCCAACACUGCGGCUCCCUCGCACGGGGCGGCUCCUCAAAGCCAAACGCCCAAGCUCUGAGGACUUUGUGUUUUUAUAACGCGUGGGGUUGGGGGAGAAGAUGCGCACUAUUUAUUUUUUUAUUUAUGUCAUGCUGGGUGUGGGAGCUUGAAAUCUGGAGGUGAUGGGCCUUUUCCCAUCAACCCCUUGACAACUGCAGCUGAGACCAGUCCAGGAAACCUCUGAACUGGGGCAGAGCCUGUACACCUGCCUCCCGCCAGCUGGGCCUCCUCACAGGGCGAGGAGGGAGGGUUCCCGGACACCCACUCAGGGCCUGACUCAAGUACUGUAGUUUGCACUGGACCACCCGUGCCCCUCACUGGUCCCAAAACCCCUACCCUGCUGAGAUCUGGGGGUGACGGGGGGAACUGUGGCCACCAGGGGCUAAUAAAGCCGUUUAACUUGA